CGCACGUACUUCGAUACGUCGCGUGGCGUCGAUUUGUCAACAGCUGUUCUUGUGUAGGCUAGAGAGCUUUGGUUUUUCAGUCGGGUAGCACAUGUUUCAUUCGUUUUUUCUGCUGUUCAGACCCACCUACUAGUUAAAAGAAAGUAUGGCACAUUUAACAAAGGAUCAUACACAAAGGGAGAGAUGGAUUUGUAUAUAUCCUGCAUAUGUUAACAGUAAGAAAACGGCGGUGCAGGGAAGGAAGAUAGCCAAGGACAAAUGUGUUGAUAACCCAACUACCCAUGAGAUCAGAGAUGUGUGCCUAGCUGCAGGCAUGAUGAUAGGGGUUGAGAAUAAAUUGUACAAUAGGGAACAAAACCGAGAGCCAAGAGGUCGUAUAAGGAUACAGAUGCGUAAUGAAGAUGGUACACCCAGGCUCCCACAGUUUGCCACAAGAAAAUCUAUAAUGUAUUAUAUUGGUGAAUCAAUUCCAAAGUUAAAAACCCGUCAACAGAAGCAUGGUGGAUCCACAGACUCUGGACAAGACAAGAGCAGAAAAAAGUAUAAAAAGAAACGAUAAUUCGUAAUAAACUUUCUUCAAUGAACUCUGACAAUUUACACUAUCAUGUUUGUGACGAUGCUAUAUUCUGCUUUUGACACUGUUUUAUCAAACCAUAAAUGUUUUAAUAUGAGCUGUAGUGUGGCACUUCUAAUGCCGCACACUCAAGAGCAGUAUAUAUUGCAAAUUGUGGUGGUGCUAAACGUAGCCAUAUACUGUACAUCUUUUUGACUACUUGUUGCAACGUUUGAAUUAAUUUUAAAAAGGUAAAGGUAGUCCCAUUAUUCAUUAAUGAACAUAGGGGAGUGAGCUCUCAGGAACUCAUCGUACUAAGCCUCGACAUUGUGUGGUAUGGUGGCCAGUUCCUUUUCAUGCCUCCUUUUAGCUUCCCCAGUGUAUUUCAACCAGGUGCCCAUUUAUAGUCCAGGUUGGAGAGAGACAAACAUCCAAGAAAAAAAGCGAAAUGCAUAGCAAGGGUUCGAAUCCCAACAUUGAGAAACCAAAGAGCACAACUACUGCACCAACUGCCCCCACAUUAUUUAAUCCAUGAGAAAUCAGUUGUUAUGUUCUCAAGUAAAAUAGAAUGAUGAAUGCUAUGUCGCUUAUUCAAGAGUGGGGCUUCUUAAAUUUUAAGAGAGACACUUAUUGGAUCAUUUAUGUUAUGUUUUAUUUAUGGGGGGGGGGGGCAGGCAAUUUUUUAUUAUGCUUACCUUUGAAGAUGGGGUUGGACCAUGUGAUUACAUAGGACUGUCACAUAAUUAGUCAUUAUUUAGCAUCUACCCAGUGUUUAGUUGGAUAAGGAAGAAGUAUAGCUUGGACCAAAAGUUCCUGAAUGUCAUCUCUUUUGAUGUUUACCUUCAAUUCUCAUUUGAGAUCUCCAGUUGUUGUUUCCUGAAACUUAUAGGUUCAUAUGAAAUCUUUUUCCAGUAAGAGUACCUCAAGUCUAGUCACACUCACAGUGAAUGUCAUUUGAGUAUUGAACAAUUGGGAGGAACUUGAAUUCAGUAACAUACAGUAUAUCAAAUUGUUAACUGGAGAUGCAAGAAUGUGUAAAUUUGUAAUUCAUUGAUACAUAUAUGCGUUUGUCUUAAAUGGUAUAUAUUUGUGUUUUGGAAGUUGUUUUUUUUUUUUUUUUACAUAAUGAGCAUACCCUUGAAAAUAUAAAUUUUACCAAAAUCGACAACUUGAUUUCUCAACAGUAUCGGAAUGAAUGUAGAAGAAGAAUCAGCAGUAAACACGGUGAUAUUUGGCAACCAUAGAUAUAUAAUUCAUCUCUGUGACGUACCAUAGUAAAUAAACAUUAACAGCAUUGUCA
Molecule: messenger RNA, 1853 nt
Organism: Anneissia japonica
Lineage: Eukaryota; Metazoa; Echinodermata; Crinoidea; Comatulida; Comatulidae
Product: signal recognition particle 19 kDa protein-like
Exons: 4
Coding region: 146-559 (137 amino acids)
Biological process (GO): SRP-dependent cotranslational protein targeting to membrane; SRP-dependent cotranslational protein targeting to membrane, signal sequence recognition
Cellular component (GO): signal recognition particle, endoplasmic reticulum targeting
Molecular function (GO): 7S RNA binding
Source: RefSeq, a predicted model, not a curated record